Protomyces lactucae-debilis is the source of this 1459-nucleotide messenger RNA. Its product is annotated as ubiquitin 3 binding protein But2 C-terminal domain-containing protein. The transcript has a single exon. The record is from RefSeq and is a predicted model, not a curated record. Lineage: Eukaryota; Fungi; Ascomycota; Taphrinomycetes; Taphrinales; Protomycetaceae. Bases 417 to 1385 code for a protein of 322 amino acids.
UGUGCGAGCGAGGAGUUGGCGCUGCAGCAAGGAGCCAUCAUGCACUCCUCGACACCCACACCCACACAGACUGUCACAGACAAAGCUCAGGUGCAGCAGUUUAGCUGGAACCCGGCGUCUAGCCUGCCAUGACGAACACUGCCAGUACGCGCGGGCUUGCUUUGAUCGGCUGAAAUACGUGAUCGCCCUCCUCGCUGCUCAAUCACUCCAUGCUGCUCUCCUCUCAUGCCCUGCCUGCGACUGGGGCCCCUCGCUCGUAACAUGCUCACUGCCUUCCCUUUGUAUAAGACAAGACGUUGCCGUCUGCUGUCUUUUGUUCUAGCAUCCACUCUUUCCCCGGCACACUCUCUUUACUUGCUCUACCCACCAGAGCCCAAGCCACUCUCCUCCGGCUACUCUUUGCAACCACUCACAUCAUGAGACAGAGUACCUCUCUGCUUCUUGCAGGCCUCGCUGGUUUGGUCAAUGCUCAAAGCACACCUAUCGUCUAUGUGACGACCUACGUCACGCGUUGCGACUGCCCUGCCACCACCCUCGGUGUUACACAAAGUGCACGCUCAUCAGCAGCAGCACAAGUAGCACCAACGGGUCUUGUUGUUGUUGCCGGUCAACCUGCACGGUCUUCUGCGCCAGCCGUCGUUGUUGCUGCUGGUGCUUCACCGGUCGUUGCACCUGUCGUCGUGGCUUCCAUCAAAGCUGUCCCGGCCGUGGUCGCCGCUGCACCUGCUCCUGUGGCACCUGCGCCGGUCGCCAACAAUGUCGCUACCCCUGCUGCACCCAAAGUCAACACACCGGUCGUUGCUGCUGCCGCUCCACCGACUGCAGCUUCACCUGUUAUCGUUGCUCCAGCUGUGAUUGCACCAACAGGUCCUGCAGCAUGUCCUGCAACUGCCCAUCAAAAUUUCCUCGGUAGCAAGUCUUACCCACGCAUCAUCACACCUGUCUCAACGACGAACCCGGCACGUGUCUAUGGACCUCAAUACUUUGCCAGUAUCGGCAAUGGCAACACGACCAUUUUCACAUUUGACUAUCAAAAAGCAGGUACGUGUACGAUUGAGUUCAAGUUCCCAACAAAGGAAUACAUCAAGAGUUUGCAAGGUACGACUGAUUGGACGGUGAGUGGACCUGGUGGACCUAAUGUCCCCGUGACAUUGUAUACACUCGCCACGGUCGCUGAUGCGAAUGCCAGUUUUCAAUCGAAGCCUGCGCGCAUCUCUGCCGUCACGGGUACCUUGAUUCCUGGCACCAACACGACUUUGACGACAUUCGCUUGUCCUGUUGGCAAGAGUGUCUCGUAUGAACUUGUUGCUGAAAGUGGACAAGCAUUGACAUUCUUUGAGGACUACAACCCACCUCCUCUUGGUCUGUUGCUCUUGCAAUGCUAAAGCAAGUCUGAGGUCAUGACCAUUUCCAAACAUGUUACUCUUUUUUCAUCUGCAUAGAAGAUCUAUCAGUACAU